Punica granatum (pomegranate) is the source of this 5055-nucleotide messenger RNA. Lineage: Eukaryota; Viridiplantae; Streptophyta; Magnoliopsida; Myrtales; Lythraceae. The record is from RefSeq and is a predicted model, not a curated record.
CGAAUUCCUAAUAUAAUCUGAAUGCAAGACAAAGUUAAUGUUUUUGGAGUGGAUGGUCAGAAUUGUGAUCUAUUGAGCGGAACGAUCUCGGUCGGGAUUCCAUGCUGGCAAAUGCACAGGGUUUUCAUGGCGAAUAUGGCAGGAUGUUUCUUUUGGAGAUUUUAAAGAUCUUGUUAUAGGAGAAAAACCAUGGCAGGGGGUAGAAUUAGGGCCAGGAUUCGGCGGAGCCACCUCUACACGUUUGCUUGCCUCAGGGCCAGGAGUACAGAGAACAAUGAACCGCACUCAAUCCAGGGUCCUGGGUACUCCCGCAUUGUCCACUGCAACAAGUCCGAGAUGCACCAGAAGCCGCCGCUGCAAUAUCGGUCCAACUACAUAUCCACCACCAGGUACAACAUCAUCACCUUUCUCCCCAAGGCCUUCUUUGAGCAGUUCCGUCGAGUGGCCAACAUAUACUUCCUGGUGGCGGCGAUUUGCUCCCUCUUAUCGAUCUCACCCUUUUCUCCCGUGAGCAUGAUUGCUCCCCUGGCAUUUGUCCUCGGGGCCAGCAUGGCCAAGGAGGGUGUAGAGGACUGGCGCCGGUUCAUGCAGGACAAAAAGGUUAACUCCCGGAAAGCCAGUGUACAUAAGAAGGAAGGUAUCUUCUCUGAGAAGCAGUGGAAGGACAUCCGCGUCGGGGACGUGGUGAAGGUCGAGAAGGAUAACUUCUUCCCGGCAGACCUUCUCUUGCUAUCAUCCAGCUAUGAAGACGGUCUCUGCUAUGUGGAGACCAUGAACUUGGAUGGAGAGACCAACUUGAAGGUGAAGAGGUCGCUGGAGGCGACUCUAACUCUAGAUAGCGACGAUUGCUUCAGGGACUUUAUGGGGAUGAUCAAGUGUGAGGACCCAAACCCGAGCCUGUACACCUUCGUUGGCAACCUGGAGUAUGAUAGGCAGAUCUACCCUUUAGACCCGGCCCAGAUCCUCCUGAGAGACUCGAAGCUCAGGAACACGGCUUACGUGUAUGGCGUGGUCAUAUUCACAGGCCAUGACAGCAAGGUGAUGCAAAACUCCAUGGAGGCACCCUCGAAGAGGAGUGGAAUCGAGAAGCAGAUGGACCAUAUAAUCUACCUCCUCCUUGCAACACUUAUCAUAGUCUCAUUGAUAAGCUCCGCGGGCUUCUUCUAUCUGACCAAGACAGAAAUGCCUCGCUGGUGGUACUUGAGGCCCCAGCAGGCAGAGACGUGCUAUGACCCGGAAAAUGCCUUUGCCUCGGCCUUGUGCCACAUGGUUGCUGCCUUCAUGCUCUAUGGGUACUUGAUCCCGAUCUCCCUGUAUGUAUCCAUCGAGAUGGUCAAGUUCUUGCAGGCGCUUUUCAUAAACCAGGACAUCAACAUGUAUGAUGAGGAGAGUGGGGUCCCUGCAGAUGCCAGGACCUCAAACUUAAACGAGGAGCUGGGUCAGGUUGACACGAUCUUGUCAGACAAGACAGGGACUUUGACGUGCAACCAGAUGGACUUCCUCAAGUGCUCGAUUGCUGGGACCUCCUAUGGAGUCCGAGCCAGUGAGGUCGAGCUCGCUGCAGCAAAGCAGAUGGCCAUGGAACUUGAGGAUGACGGCUCCUUCUCUAUGGCGGGUGGGUGCAGGAGUCCGGAGAUCGUGGUCACCUCCAAGGACAGGAAAGGAGACAAGCCCAGUGUCAAAGGGUUCAGCUUUGAGGAUCCCAGGCUGAUGGAUGGGAAUUGGACGAAGGAGCCCCAUACCGAUGAGAUCUUGCUCUUCUUCCGGAUACUGGCUUUGUGCCACACAGCUGUUCCGGAGCUAAAUGAGCAGACUGGGAAGCUGACUUACGAGGCGGAGUCUCCGGAUGAAGGGGCAUUCCUUAUUGCUGCACGAGAGUUUGGAUUCGAGUAUUUUAAGAGGACUCAGUCUAGUGUGUUCAUUAACGAGAAGUAUCCUGAUACUACAAAAGCCGUCCAGAGGGAGUAUAAGAUUUUGAAUCUGUUGGAUUUCACGAGUAAGAGGAAGAGAAUGUCAGUGAUUUUGCAGGACGAAGAGGGGCAGAUCUUUGCUCUGUGCAAGGGUGCUGACAGUAUAAUUUUCGAACGUCUUGCAAAGAAUGGGAGAGCACACGAGGAAGCAACAAUGAAGCACUUGAAUGAGUAUGGAGAUAACGGGUUGCGUACUCUGGCGCUUGCCUACAAGAAGCUCGACGAGAAGGAGUACAUGGCUUGGAACAACGAGUUUAUCAAGGCAAAGACAGCGAUUGGGGGCGAUAGAGAAGGGAUGCUCGAAAAAGUGUCUGAUAUGAUGGAGAAGGACUUCAUUCUUGUUGGCGCCACGGCUGUGGAGGACAAGCUGCAAAAAGGGGUCCCUCAGUGCAUCGACAAGCUCGCCCAAGCAGGUCUUAAGAUCUGGGUCCUAACUGGAGACAAGGUAGAAACUGCCAUCAACAUUGGGUUUGCUUGCAGCCUUCUGAGGCAGGAGAUGAAGCAGAUCUUCAUUUCGUCAACAAUCUCAGACCCAUGUGGCAAGGACAGUAGAAAGACUUCGUUGCUUUUAGUCUCGGAGAAGGCAGUGAAGGAGAGCAUCCUCAAUCAGAUCACCAAUGCAACCCAGAUGAUCAAGCUUGAGAAAGACCCCCACGCCGCCUUCGCUCUGAUCAUUGACGGGAAGACCCUGACCUAUGCCUUAGAGGAUGACAUGAAAUUUCAGUUUCUCCACUUAGCCGUCGAAUGUGCCUCCGUUAUAUGCUGUCGUGUCUCUCCCAAGCAGAAGGGAUUGGUGACAAGGUUAGUGAAAGAAGGAACCGGGAAAACGACUCUAGCUGUCGGGGACGGUGCAAAUGACGUAGGAAUGAUUCAAGAAGCGGACAUUGGAGUGGGCAUCAGUGGCGUGGAAGGUAUGCAGGCUGUGAUGGCUAGUGACUUCGCGAUUGCCCAAUUUCGGUUUUUGGAAAGACUCCUGGUGGUCCACGGACACUGGUGCUACAAGAGGAUUUCUCAGAUGAUAUGCUAUUUCAUUUACAAGAACAUAGCGUUCGGCCUCACCUUUUUCUACUUCGAGGCUGCCACGGCUUUCUCAGGGCAGGCAAUCUACUAUGAUUGGUACAUGAUUCUGUUCAACGUGUUUCUCACCUCGCUGCCUGUCAUCGCGCUUGGAGUCUUUGAACAGGAUGUCUCCUCCGAUAUCUGCUUGCAGUUUCCGGCUCUUUACCAGCAAGGCCCGCAGAACCUGUUCUUCGACUGGUACAGGAUACUGGGGUGGAUGGCUAACGGGCUGCAGGCCUCCCUGAUAAUCUUCGUAUUCAACGUCCUUGCCUUUUACACUAGGGCGUUCAACACGAACGGCCAUACUGCGGACAAGAUGGCGAUGGGAACCACCAUGUUCACCUGCAUCAUCUGGGUCGUGAACUGCCAGAUCGCCCUCACGAUGAGCCACUUCACGUGGAUUCAGCAUAUCUUCAUCUGGGGGAGCAUUGCCUUUUGGUAUCUCUUCCUCGUGCUUUUUGGGAUGUUACCGCCUUCAGUUAGCUCUGAGGUGUACCAGCUCUUCGCAGAGGAAUUGGCCCCGUCCAAGAGCUUCUGGGCCAUCACCAUCCUCGUCACGGUCACUUGUAACAUCCCUUACUUCUUCCAUAGCUCAAUGAUGCGGUGCUUCGAACCAAUGGACCACCAUGUCAUCCAGGAGAUCAAGUACUACAAGAAGGACGUCGAGGACAAGUACCUCUGGACCCGUGAGCAGUCCAAGGCCAGGCAGUCGACCAAGAUCGGUUUCAGUGCUCGAGUCGAGGCCAAGAUCCGGCACUUGAAGGAAAAGAUGAAGAGGGCAAGGUCUCUUCUUUCUCUCAUGGCCAUAAGAAGUGGAGCCUCCGCGUCUUCCCCACUUCGUCAGUUUUGUUCCUCGGCAGCCCUUUCCAAGUUCGGAAAUGUUGGAUUCAUAGGCUUGGGGAUGAUGGGAUCCAGAAUGGUGAAUAAUCUGAUUAAGGCCAGAUACAGAGUGGCUGUGCAUGAUAUAAACUAUGAUGUGAUGAAGAUGUUCGCUGACAGGGGAGUUCCUACAAGGGAGACGCCUUUUGAGAUUGCAGAAUCAAGUGAUGUGGUCAUAACAAUGUUGCCGUCAUCUUCUCAUGUAUUUGAUGUUUACACUGGAAAAAAUGGUUUACUUCAUGGAGGAAAUUUCCUAAGACCUUGGUUGUUGAUAGAUUCCUCUACAAUUGAUCCCCAGACAUCAAGAAAGCUUUCAGCAAUAGUAUCUAACUGUACUCUCAAAGGAAAGAAAGAUGACCAGAGGAGUCCAGUUAUGUUAGAUGCGCCUGUAUCUGGAGGUGUUCUUGCUGCUGAAUGUGGUACCCUCACCUUCAUGGUUGGUGGCUUAGAAGAAGCAUAUCUUGAAGCAAAACAACUGCUGCUUUCUAUGGGCAAAAACACAAUUUACUGUGGAGGAACUGCAAAUGGUUCUGCAGCAAAAAUUUGCAACAACUUAGCAAUGGCUGUCAGUAUGCUUGGUGUCUCGGAAGCUCUUGCUCUUGGACAGUCUCUGGGAAUCACUGCAAGUACUUUGACAAGAGUAUUCAAUUCUUCCAGCGCCCGGUGUUGGAGUAGUGAUACUUACAAUCCAGUUCCUGGAGUAAUGGAUUGCGUGCCCUCUUCAAGGAAUUACGAAGGUGGAUUUGCAUCUAAACUGAUGGCUAAAGAUCUAAGCCUUGCUGCAGCGUCAGCUAAAGAGGUUGAUCUAAAAUGCCCAUUGACAUUCCAAGCCCAAGAGAUAUAUUUGGAGCUCUGCAAAGAGGGUCACGAAGCCAAGGACUUUUCAAGCGUCUUCCGCCACUAUUAUGGCGGCAGUGAUGAAUGAGUGCACGAUAGCUUUUUGUAUACCAAUUUGCAUUGUAUUCUUGGGCUUCAGUGGUUCUGCUCAUGGCAUGAACUGCCAGUAUAGGCACUUAUGUUGUUGUAACUUGCACCUCUAUUGAUGCUUAGGCAAUGUUGUUUGUCCGUGCCAGCUAAUUUAAAACGUACAUUGCUCUUACAUCGAGUUAUCAUUGAGAAAAUAAAAGGAUUUAUUCCGUGCCGCAUA